Messenger RNA from Petromyzon marinus (sea lamprey), 1177 nucleotides. RefSeq names its product RAB5 interacting factor (gene RAB5IF). Gene Ontology annotation, biological process: mitochondrial respirasome assembly. The record is from RefSeq and is a predicted model, not a curated record. NCBI's taxonomy places the organism in Eukaryota, Metazoa, Chordata, Hyperoartia, Petromyzontiformes, Petromyzontidae.
GAGGAGGCGGCUCCUGUCAGGGCGGACAGGAGGUGACGCAGCCGCCGCGGUGCAUUGCGGCCGCCGGCACCACCACACGGCCUCCGUCAGCACAGCGAGGCCCAGGCGGCGAGGUCCCACGUAGUGAGGGUCCACCAAGGAGUCCCUGCUCGGGCCCAUGGCCUCGCCGCAGAAGAAGAGAGGCGGCGUUGGCGGCGUUAGUAACGGCGCCGUGAAGUCGCCUUGGAGCAAAGCGCUGAGCGCCGGCGCGCAAUGGGGAGACAAGGACGAGUUCCUGGACGUCAUCUACUGGAUCCGUCAGAUCAUUGGGCUGGUUCUGGGUGUCGUCUGGGGAGUCGUUCCCCUCAAGGGGAUUGUCGCCAUCCUGCUAUUCUGCGUGAUAAACGCAGGCUUGCUCUACUUGUACUUCAGUAGCUUCCAAAAGGUGGACGAGGAGGAGUAUGGUGGCACGUGGGAGCUGACCAAGGAGGGCUUCAUGACAUCUUUCUCUUUAUUCUUGGUUGUCUGGGCGAUCUUCUACACUGCAUUACAUUACGAAUGACCUUGGAUAAUUUUGAAAAAUAAAUAUUUUUUUCUCCAUAGUUAUGGAAAAGUUUUUAAACAUGUGUUUUAAACACUGCUAUCCCAUGCAAGCACCAUUCAUAUUGUGGCCAGACUACUUUUUUUAAUAGUUUGAACCACACUUUCAUGUGUAUGGGGGCAGUUUAAUGAAAUAUCUCAGCCCACGUCACAGUUCACUACAUAUUCAUUCCAAGCUUUGGUAUGGAGACUAUUGAAAAUGUGCCAUCCGUCAGAAGGACAUUUAAGGCUGGUCCGGAAUCCUAUUGUGAAAAAUACGCAUGCAUUUAGGUUCCUGAGCGAUGACCAUUGUGUACAAACAAGUUUCAUCUCAAAAGCAAUCGCGUGAACACAUGGACAGUAUCAGCAUUUUAAAAAGUGUCCUUUUUAAGAAGUGCUGUAUUAUGGUAUUUUUAAUCCACAAAUUGGAAGAUACCAAAGUAGUAUAUUUUAUCCGACUACAUUCUGGCAGCUGCCAGUAUCUUAACAGGACCUAUCUGCAAACAAGUUGUAGAAUUUUUCAAACCCAUCAGUGGGCUGUGCACCCACCACAGGUUAAGAGCUCAUCCACGCAGAAUGUUGAGGUGGUUACGAAAUGAAUAAAUAUGAAGCGAUUUUA